AUGGCCCAAGCCGCUCCCCUCGUCGACGUCUCCCAACUCUUCUCCCUGACGGGCAAAACAGCAAUCGUAACAGGCGGAACAGGCGGUCUCGGGACAGCAAUGACCCUCGCCUUGGCGUCGUCCGGAGCGAACAUCGUCUCGAUCGAACUGCCCGAAGACCCGGGCCACCAGACCCUAUCCGAAGCAGUGAGAUCCGCAGGCGUCCAACUCCACCGCUAUACCUGCGACGUCAAAGACCCAAAGUCACUGCGUGCCACCUAUGCACAGAUCUGGAACGACGGCCACAGAGCCGAUAUCCUCCUGAAUUGUGCCGGGAUUCAACGUCGAGCCGAGGCGGAAGACUUCACAGACGAGCAGAUUGCAGAUGUCCUGGAUAUAAAUCUGAAAGCUACCGUAGUUUCUUGUCAGGAAUUCGCGAAGCCGAUCUUGAAGGAGGGCAGGGGCGGCAAGAUUAUCAAUGUUGCGAGCAUCAUCUCGUUUAUUGGGGGGAAGAAUAUCACGCCCUACGCGGCGAGCAAGGGUGGCGUAUUGCAGGUGACGAAGGCUUUCAGUAAUGAAUGGGCCGGGAGGGGCAUUCAGGUGAAUUGUAUUUGUCCUGGGUGAGUUGUUGUUGUCACGGGAACGACCAGAAUUCGUCGUGUUGCUGACGAAUUUUAUAAAGGUAUUUCCGCACUGCGUUGACGGAUCAGUACAUCACAGACCCAAAGUACAAGUCUUUCAAUGAUUAUGUGAUGAUGCGAACACCGGCGAAACGAUGGGGCGAGCCCGUGGACCUCUCCGGUGCGAUAAUUUUUCUAGCAAGCGCGGCGAGUGACUUUGUUAGCGGGGUGCCUGUGAUUGUUGAUGGAGGAUGGACGGGUAACUAA
This is a messenger RNA of Lecanosticta acicola, 866 nucleotides long. The record is from the annotation of a GenBank genome assembly. NCBI's taxonomy places the organism in Eukaryota, Fungi, Ascomycota, Dothideomycetes, Mycosphaerellales, Mycosphaerellaceae.